Molecule: messenger RNA, 3094 nt
Organism: Hyalella azteca
Lineage: Eukaryota; Metazoa; Arthropoda; Malacostraca; Amphipoda; Hyalellidae
Exons: 2
Coding region: 149-2740 (863 amino acids)
Source: RefSeq, a predicted model, not a curated record
UAAGCAAAGAAAAAGAUGCGGAAUGGCUUAUGGACAUACGCAAAAGUAACGCAAAGUGGCCACAUGUUACAAUCCACAAUACCUACAUUAUGUAGGUAUUUAUUAGUGUCUCGGUAGAAUUUCCGUGUAGAAUUGAAACAUCUCUACCAUGGCUUCUGUGACUGCUCAGCCUAAAGUUAAACGCAGAUUGAAUUCAAGUACUGAUGAGUCACUUUCUACUGCUUCAGCAGAGCAGAGUUCCCAAGCAUCCUUGUUAAAAUGCUCAUGUUGCUCUCGUGUCAUCAUCAAACAAGAAGGACAACCUAGAAAAUGGGAAGGACCAGCUAAGAAAGUUAAAUUAGAGUUCCCAGUUGAGGUAAAGCAAGAAACAACCUCAGCACCAAGUCAGGAUUGUUUGAGGGACAUUAAACGAGAGCCAAAUUCAAACCAAACAGUGAAUGCAAAUGAUGAUGGAGGUAUCAAUUCUGAAGAGAAAGAAGUUAAAACUAACAAACUAUAUGUUAAUAAUGUUCCAAAUAAUGCUGGAGCCAGAAUGCAUCAAAAGCCCUUUCAUAACACAAAUAGUAAUAACAGAUGGAGGAAAAGACGUCAUUGGCAAGAACGGACAAACAACCAGGGCCCUUUUCAGCACCAAUACAAGCGUCCUUGCUCGAUGAAUUACCAGCAUCAUUGGACUGCUUGGAGACGUCACCAUGAACAUACUAAUUAUAAUUCUAGAUAUUCAUGGCAUAAUAGGAGUAAUUAUAUUAAUAAUGACAAUCGACAGUAUAAUAGCAACAAAAGACCCCUCCUUCCUCUCCCUAACUUGCAUCCCUCCAAUCAAUCAAAUUCAGGAUAUAGCUAUGGUCCGAACUCAGUGGGGAGCAGCAAAGUUCCUACUAGCACUCCAAUAAAACCCAAGUUGAAUGAGUCUACUUCCUACCAAGUUGCACAUCCUCAACAAUUGCAUGUAGCAAACAAGUCUACUUCUGGAAAUCAGAUUUCUUCUAUAAAGAUGAAUGUUAGUACGAGUGAAAACCCCAAUGCGACUUGCCAAGAGGGGACUGGGGUUGACGGCGUGGAAGAUGAAGGUUGUUUAAACGUGGCAAGUAAUGAACAAAUUUCACAAGCUAAAGACAAUCAGCUUGGCUCUGAAAAAGCAGCCGAAGACUCUGUCAUACCAGUCAACGUUUUCUGUUUUUCUUGUUUACAUCCAACCACUAAAACGGGAGCGGGGGAUAUGCUGAAUGUUUCCAGCUCAUCUGAAAUAGAAAUUAUGUAUAAUUCCUGCGACAUUCAAAUUUGCUCUGAAGAAGAUCGUAUACUAUCACGCCCUGCAAGCAAUAAGGCUGUACCUCAACUCAUAAAUUUAGAUGAUAGUGUUGACUGUACUCUUCGAGGCGAGGCUCCAGAGAUGAAUUUGAGUGUAGAUGGAAAGAAAGAAUUGGAUUCCAUGCGCUCGUCUCCUUGUCAGAAUGCUGUUGCAGGAGAUGCUGCAAAUAGUGAAAAUGGGGAGCAAGAUAUAGAUGAGAAUGAAGGCUGGGAAUUGUCUGAUGUCGGUGAGGAUAUUGAAUUGAUAUAUUCAGACGAAUCCGGGGAUGAAGGCCAUUUAAAGGCAAGUACUCGAGUUUCAGCCAAUAAAUGCGGCGAUCACGCCACGUCCGAAAUUACAAUUGAUGCGCAAUUUUUAAAUCCUGAAGGAAGCACAACGCCGGGUGAAGUACCCAAAGUCAUUGAAGCAAAUAUGUCGUCUCAAGUGAACUCGGCGCUCAUUGAGGUUGAGAUCAAUACUCCAAGUGUAGGAAGCGAAAGCUAUGAGCAAUCAAAGGCAAGUUUUUCUCCUUCAAAAUCGAACGACGAAAACUCAGUUCUCUCUCCGGAGAUUUCGAUACUGCGAGAACAUAAACGAGCGUCAAUUAACUUAGAAGAUCCUGAGGCAGAUGAGAUCAUAUCACUGGAUGUGCCCGUUGAUGAGGAAUUAGAAGAGCUUGAUGAAGUGUCGAUCCUUCCGUCUCCAUCUCAACGUUCAAAGCUGAAGACCCCUGAUACAACACCGACUCGGCUUUUAAAAUUUGCAGAACCAAAAAUCUUCGUAAGAUCGCCUGCACUCGUAGCAUCCAUGAAACAAACCAUUACUUUACUAGACAACGAGGAGCUGCUUGAUGAAGUCAGUCUUGUUGAGUCUUCAGAGAUAAAUCGAACCUCGGAAAGAGUCUCGAAUUCACCUCGAAAUUCUGAUCAGACCACACAGCUCACCGCGGAUGUCGACAACAAUAUUGUAAAUAACGUCACUACUGUUGAUAAUUUGCAGGUAAAUGAAAGUGCAAUCCCUGAUCCUUCACCUGGCGAGUUGCUUGAAAACAAUGACUGCCUUAUUCUUGAAGUUGAUGUAUCAAAUGCGAAAACUGAAACGUCAGCAAACCAAACUGCUUCAGAGUACAAAACAGAAAAUUACAAAAACACAGGAUUAAAACUCGAAUUUACUAACCGUGAACGUGAGUUAUUUGAAAACAUUUCAGAAAACAUUUCAAAAUUGUACAAAUGGGAUAAUGAGCUGGAGCAAAGUCACACAGGAGACGUGAAGCUGGAUUUUAAAACAGAAACGAAAAGCCCAGUCAGACUUGCAAAUCUGCUUGAGAAGUUUGUUGUUGAUAGACAGAAGAGCGUUGAGAGGACCUCACUUGUAAGAGGUCAGCUGUCGGAUGCUUCUCCCGGUACCUCUGGAAGUGCUUAUAAUGAGGAUAUUGUUUGUCUAGAUUAGGAAUAUUUUCCAUCGAUAAAUUUUCAAAACCUAAAUUUAGCCUAGUAAUAAUGGAGACAACUUUUUUUACUCUUUUUUUAGCACUCUCGAUUACAAAUAAAGUACAAAUUAUAUACGCGUGCGUCGUACAAGGAACUACUGACAGGAAAAUGGCAAACGUCACUUUUUUUGUAGGUUUUUGGCAUUGUCGGUGUGGAAACUUUUUCUUUACAGUCUCUAUUUUGUUUAACCGAAAAUUUGUUUUUGUGAAAUAUAUUUUCUCAGCGAUUUUGCGCGUCUUGGAGGUGUACGAGUUGUAAGUGUUCCAUGUUACAAGUCACGACUUGCUUCAGAAUAAUAGGUAUUGUUUCUCAU